AUGACGCCACAACGCUCUGUCAAAGCUGCAGGGCUGGCGGCGGUUUUACGAUUUUUGUUGCUGACUGAUGAGAAAGAGCCCCUGGCGAUGCUUCACAGCUCCCGGGUACUCAGCACUUCCACUCCACAGCAUCGUCUACGGCCAGAAUGCCGUGCCCCGCCUAGAUCAGCGUCUCAGGCCACCUCCACUGACACGUCUUGCGCCGCAGCUUCCGUGGACCUCGAUGAGUGCAUCUCGCGCCUCUACAAGAAAGAGCUUCUCGCCGAGUCGGUCAUCGAAGCGAUAUGUGCCAAGACCAAGGAGCUGCUGAUGCGCGAAAGCAAUGUGGUCCACGUCCGCGCCCCUGUUACCGUUGUCGGUGACAUCCACGGCCAGUUUUACGACCUGAUCGAAAUAUUCAAGAUUGGCGGCUGGUGCCCAGACACAAAUUAUCUCUUCCUCGGCGACUAUGUCGACCGAGGCAUGUUCAGCGUCGAGACGAUUUCUCUUCUUGUGUGUUUAAAACUGAGAUACCCCAAUCGCGUCCAUUUGAUACGAGGAAACCACGAGUCACGAGGCGUGACGCAGUCGUACGGCUUUUACACGGAAUGCUCGCGCAAGUACGGCAAUGCCAAUGUCUGGCACUAUUUCACCGAUAUGUUCGACUUUUUGACACUCAGCGUGGUCAUUAACGACCAGAUAUUCUGCGUCCACGGGGGUCUCUCCCCCUCCAUCCACUCGAUUGACCAGAUCAAAAUCAUCGACCGCUUCCGCGAGAUCCCACACGAGGGCCCCAUGGCCCGACCCUGUUCUGGUCCUGACCCGGACCCGGAGCGCGACGAGUUUCCCCUAUCCCUGCGGCGAGCCGGCUACUCGUUUGGUGUGCAGGUGGUGAACAAGUUUUAG
Messenger RNA from Chaetomium globosum CBS 148.51, 885 nucleotides. RefSeq lists its product as uncharacterized. The record is from RefSeq and is a predicted model, not a curated record. The transcript is spliced from 4 exons. Gene Ontology annotation, cellular component: FAR/SIP/STRIPAK complex. The coding region runs from base 1 to 885 and encodes 294 amino acids. Gene Ontology annotation, molecular function: protein serine/threonine phosphatase activity. Gene Ontology annotation, biological process: peptidyl-serine dephosphorylation. Lineage: Eukaryota; Fungi; Ascomycota; Sordariomycetes; Sordariales; Chaetomiaceae.